This is a messenger RNA of Carya illinoinensis, 1056 nucleotides long. RefSeq names its product GDP-mannose 3,5-epimerase 1-like. NCBI's taxonomy places the organism in Eukaryota, Viridiplantae, Streptophyta, Magnoliopsida, Fagales, Juglandaceae. The coding region runs from base 1 to 720 and encodes 239 amino acids. The record is from RefSeq and is a predicted model, not a curated record. The transcript has 6 exons.
AUGAGGUUUUUCUAUGCUUCUGGUGCUUGUAUCUACCCUGAAUUUAAGCAAUUGGAAACUAACCCUCAAGAUGCUUAUGGAUUAGAGAAGCCUGCAACAGAGGAGUUGUGCAAGCACUACACAAAAGGUUUUGGCAUAGAGGGCCGUAUUGGAAGGUUCCAUAACAUUUAUGGUCCUUUUGGAACAUGGAAUGGUAAGCUUUUGAUUGUAGUGGUGGGAGAGAGUAGGCCCCAUGCAGCUGCGUUUGGUAGAAAGACUCUCAUUUCAACUGAUAAGUUUGAGAUGUGGGGAGAUGGACUUCAGACCAGAUCCUUCACCUUCAUUGAUGAAUGUGUAGAAGGUGUACUUAGAUUGACAAAGUCGAACUUCCGUGAGCCUGUGAAUAUUGGAAGUGAUGAGAUGGUUAGCAUGAAUGAGAUGGCUGAGAUUGUUCUUAGCUUUGAGAACAAGAAGCUCCCUAUCCACCACAUUCCUGGCCCAGAGGGAGUCCGUGGUCGUAACUCAGACAACACACUUAUCAAAGAGAAACUUGGUUGGGCUCCGACAAUGAAGUUGAAGGAUGGCCUGAGAUUUACCUACUUUUGGAUCAAGGAACAGAUUGAGAAAGAGAAGGCUCAGGGUGUUGACCUGGCUGUUUAUGGAUCAUCAAAGGUGGUUGGAACCCAAGCUCCAGUUCAACUAGGCUCACUUCGUGCUGCUGACGGCAAGGAGGCCAUAUAGCUCAUUAAGUUGCACUGAGAAAAGCCAUGUUUUAUUUAAGUUUUGGUUAUGAUUGAAUAGAAAAUUAUCUAUGGUUCAGGAAAAGUAUUUGAGUUGAGCUAUUAUAUCGAUCUCCUGUUUGUUGUAUGUAUAAGGGAAGCUUUUAUGCUCCCAAUGGAAGCUUUUUGAGGCUGGUAUGUUGGCCUUAAUAGCAGGUUGUCUCCAUGGCCCUUCUGGAGCUAGGCGAUGAUCUGUACCUUUUUAGGAGAUAAAUUUGCGUCCAAGUCCUGUAAUAAUACAUUCGUAUUUUGCUUGUUUGCGUUUAAAAGUACUUGUUAUUCGCAUUUUAGAUAUUAA